AAUGCUAGUUACAAAAUAAAGGCGGGACUAACAUUUCUUAGCAACGCUUGGCUCUUUGGGAGUGGUGGCGGUUGUUUCAGUAUGGCGGAGGCUGGAAACUCGGGCAUAUUCUGGAAAAACGGCGUGUCUGAUGAAGAACAGCCUUUGGCUUUCGUUCCUGGAGUCGACAGAGGUGUCAAAGCUUUUUCUUUCAAUUUGGGAUCAGACAGCAGCCACGGAUCUGCCAAAAGAGCCACCAGGACGUCAGUAAAGCGCGUUUCCAUCUGCAAGAAUCCCUCAACACAAAAGACCACUGCCAGCAAACCGUUCCACUCGCUGAGUAAUAAUUCUGGGACAUACAUGAAGGAGAAACUUCACAGGAGUUCAGCUGUGCCAGCAGAGUAUAUCCUUCCCCAGUCUCCUCACACUGUCUGUCCCGUGUCACAGAUGAUGCCUGAAAGUAACAAAGCUAAGAACGACAUCUCUUUGAAGGACCUUUGUCCUGAAGAUAAAAGGAGAAUUGCCAAUCUCAUUGAGGAAUUAGCCAGAGUUAGCGAGGAAAAGGAAGAGUCGGUGCAGCGGCUGAAAGAUGAGCAAGGGAAUUGUGAACGGAAGAUCCAGCAGCUGGAGCAGCAGAACCUGAUCAUAGCCCAGGAGAGGGAGAGCCUACAGCGACAGUACAGAGAGUGUCAGGAGUUGCUUGGGCUCUACCAACAAUAUCUUUCUCAGCAACAAGCACAGCUCAACCAGUCCAUUGCCCAGCUCAGCCAACCCGCUCCACCCAGUGGGGUGCUCGGCAGCGAGGAAGCCCCCGGCAGGACAUCGGCGAGCAGAGCUAAUGGCUCAGCCUUUGAUGGCUCCUACCUCGGCCUCGCCGCCACCGGAGCACGUCGGACUCAGGUUUACAGGAGCGGCGAUACGAGAAGACGAGCUGCACACAAGUCGAGAUGCUCCCCCUCUCCUUCCUGUUGUAGCGAGCUAAGCCCCUCUGAUGAGCUAGCCAAGCAGCAUGGCAGUCGGAGGGGGUGCAGGGAGCCACACACAUGCCACAGAUGCCAGGGCUGCCAAGGCAGUUGUCAUGGCACAAGCUGUGGAACACAGCAAUGGAAAAGUGACCGCAGCCCGGACAUGUUUAGCCAACGGGGGUGUGACAGGUCACACAACGGGAGUAAAAUGGACUCUCUAACCAGGCCUUCCCUGGGUCAUGAGGACUGGGAGAAGAAGAGGCACCAGCUGCUGAUUCAGAAGAUGCAGCUGGAAUCGGAGAGGGAGAAGCUGCAGGCACGGCUGGCUGAGCAGGAGGAGAGGCUGAACAGACAGAGCGAGCAGCUAAAACAGUCUUUCCUUGAUCACAGCAGAAUUCAACAACAUACUCAAGCUGAGCUCAGCAGCUCAAACACUAGAAAUGGAGCACCAGAGCCGGAGGGUCUUUCCUGCCAAGAUUUGUCCUCCAGGGUGUGUAAAGAUGCAGAAGCACAUCCUGAAGGACAAAGUCUGCAUGAAAAACACUCUCAAAGCCUACCGGUGUCCUCAGCCAGUGGAAAUGCCGACUCAUCAGAACGGUCUCAAAGAGACAUGGCCACUUCUCCAGCCAAGCCUCCUGAAGAUCUGAGGAAGCCCGUCUUGGCUUCUGAAAACCACAAAAGCUCGGAACCAAGCUUCGGAGCAAAUGAGGAUGAGGUGCCUGGCGUUCUAGUUCCCACGGUUGUCGUGCUCCAGCUUAUCCUUCCCACCCCCCAACAUGAAAACACUGGUAGAAGACACGGGCUCGAACAAACGGCGAGGAAAAAGAAAAAACUGUGUGGACGCCUUUCCGUCCUGGCCUCGGAGCGGACAGAAAGGACACCCGGCCGUGGACCAGACGUGUGACAUUUAGCAUGUUAUUGUUAGAGCACAGUGCUGGAUGGCAGAUUCUGCAGGUGACAAGGCACACCCUGACAUGGUGAGAGCCCAUACGCUACAUGCACUUUACUGAAUGCAAAAAAGAGAGCAAGGGUUGUGAGACCUAUUCGUUUUGGUUCAAGUUUCAAAGAGAAGUUUGUGUUUGGAUGUGUACUUGUGUGUGUGUGUAAGCUGGAACGAUAUGCUUGGAAUAGAAACGAAGAUAAUUGUCCUUUUCCUCUUAAAAAAAAAAUACACAUUUGGCCUGAUUCUGUUGAAGCCUGCUACUAAAAUGUGGCUUUUUCGCAUUUUUGAGAUCAUAUUUACACAAUGUGUCUUCUCGCACGUUUCCCCUAACAACAUUUCCUGUGCCAGCAUACACCAGAGAUAGGAAUGCCUGCAGUUUUGGGAGCUGCCGGGUUUGCGAUUCUAACCGAGCAGAUCAACGUUUCAAACUUCCAGCUAAAAUCUACAAAAAAAAAAUAAAAAAAA
Molecule: messenger RNA, 2352 nt
Organism: Oryzias melastigma (Indian medaka)
Lineage: Eukaryota; Metazoa; Chordata; Actinopteri; Beloniformes; Adrianichthyidae
Product: KIAA1328 ortholog
Exons: 13
Coding region: 82-1848 (588 amino acids)
Source: RefSeq, a predicted model, not a curated record